UCGAACACAACUGAGAGAGCUAGAGAUUUGCGCACAGCAACCUCAUAACGCGUAAUUCAACAACUUCUGAGAGUGAUGCUGAACCAAGCCAUACUCGCAUCCUACUUUUUCGGGGAAGAUAUGCAGUAACUACAGCCCCCACACAUUUGUUUUUUUCUUUCAGAAUAACUCUGGGCUGUGUCUGCCUUACAAAUUGUUAACGAUAAUAAUACCAAUAAACGGCGGCAGUUAUUAGCAGCGAUUUCAGACCGUAACAUUCUUUCCUACAUGAGUCGUGGAUCUAAUACAAGUGUGUUCUAGUAAGAGAGCUGGCAAAUGUGCAGAUCGAUGAAAGGGACUCUGUAUGACAGAUUUCACAAUUUUGAACUCCUAACAAGAAUAUACAGUUGAAAUCCCUCAUAUUGCGAAAGAGACGACUUGGACCAUCGGUGUCAUCAUUCCGUUGGAAUUGCACAGCAGCUUGCCCAAGAUAUCUGAAGAGGAAUUAUUCUGUUUCUCAAAAAUAUAACAAAGUAACUGAAUAACAAUGUGUUUUUUUAAACGGUUCGGACCACAGACUGCACAAAGCAAGGAUAAUUUCCAGUAGUCGGAUUUAAUUUGAUCAAUACGUUAUUAUAUUUCGGUUACCGGAGGAAAUUUUUUUCUCACCCCCCCCCCCCCCCAUUCCUUCCUUAUCCGUUCGAUUCAUGGCACAUCAUCUUCUAAAGCACUGAUGUCGCUACGUAUCGGGAUUUGCUAAUAAUUUCGCAUUUUGCUUCAAGGAAUUAAAGAGCUGCAGCCUUACAGUGAAGGUCCUCCCCCAUACUGAAUAUGGACUUAGCCUGUGAGGCGCACCUGCUGGUGGUUCUGAUCACCUGCCUGGCCUUGCAGUCCUGGGCCCAGGAGAAGGACUACACGGUGCGGGAGGAACUGCCUGAGAACGUACGGAUUGGAAACCUGCGCAAGGACCUGGACCUGGCUCUGGACCCCAGCUUUAAGCUGUCAUCACCGUUGCAGUUCAAACCUGUCUACAAGACUGGUGAUGUGCCUUUAGUGCGGGUGGAGGCCAACACGGGAGAGAUCUUCACCACCUCCAACCGCAUUGACCGUGAGAAGCUUUGCUCGGGCAUCUUCAACGAGAAGCGAUGCUUCUACGAGCUGGAGGUGGCAGUGCUGCCCGACGAGAUCUUCCGGCUGGUAAAGAUCCGCUUCCUGAUUGAAGACAUCAAUGACAACGCCCCCUUGUUCCAGUCCACUGUCAUCAACAUCUCCAUCCCCGAGAACACGGCCAUUAAUUCUCGCUAUCCCGUCCCGUCUGCUGUGGACCCAGAUGUGGGGAUCAAUGGAAUUCAGCACUACGAGCUUGUGAAGAGUGUGAGUGAAUUUGGACUGGAUAUCAUCGAGACCCCUGAGGGUGACAAAUGGCCGCAGCUCAUAGUCCAGCAGAACCUCGACCGUGAACAGAAGGACACCUUUGUGAUGAAGAUCAAAGUGGAAGAUGGAGGGACUCCUCCAAAGUCCAGCACUGCCAUCCUACAGGUCACCAUCUCUGACGUAAAUGACAACAGGCCGGUGUUCAAAGAGAGUGAGAUUGAGGUGAAUAUUCCAGAAAAUGCACCCGUGGGCACGUCAGUCACCCAGAUUCACGCAACGGAUGCCGACCUAGGCUCCAACGCACAGAUCCACUUCUCCUUCAGCAACCAGAUAUCCGCUGCCACCAAACGACUCUUUGCAAUUGACAGCAACACUGGCCUGAUCACUGUUAGGCAGCCCCUGGACAGGGAGAUGACUCCAGUUCACAAGCUCAUCGUCCUGGCUAGUGAUGGAAGCUCCACACCAUCGAGGGCAACAGUGACAGUCAAUAUCACAGACAUUAAUGACAAUGUGCCGUCCAUAGACACCCGUUACAUAAUGAACCCCGUUAAUGGCACCGUCCUACUAUCUGAAAAUGCCCCCCUUAACACUAAAAUAGCCCUGAUCACUGUGACAGACAGGGAUGCUGAUCUGAAUGGGAAAGUUACUUGCUACACUGACCAUGAUGUACCCUUUAGGCUGAAGCCUGUGUUUGACAACCAGUUUCUGCUAGAAACGGCAGCUCCUCUAGAUUAUGAGAUUACUAGAGAAUAUGCAAUUAAAAUUGUGGCCUCGGACUCAGGAAAGCCUCCCCUGAACACUUCAGCUAUGGUCCUCAUAAAGAUAAAAGAUGAAAAUGACAAUGCUCCCAUCUUUCCUCAGCCUGAAAUUCAGCUGUCCAUUCCAGAGAACAAUGACCCUUCAACACAGUUGAUAAAAAUCAGUGCCACAGAUGCGGACAGUGGUCGUAAUGCUGAAAUAACUUACUCCCUAGGCCCUGACCCACCUGACGGCUUUAACAUCGAUCGCCGGUCAGGAAUCCUUUCUGUUGGGAAGAGGCUCGACAGGGAAAAGCAGGAGAAGUACACAUUCAUUGUCAUUGCACGGGAUAAUGGCUCCCCUGCUCUACAGAGCAACGUGACGGUGAAGGUGAUGGUCCAGGACAUUAAUGACAAUAGCCCAGCCUUCACUCACCCUGAGUAUAACUUUUACGUGCCUGAAAACCUGCCACUGUAUGGUACAGUGGGCUUGAUCACGGUCACGGAUGCAGAUGCUGGCGACAACGCGGUGGUCACCCUCUCUAUUCUGAAUGGCAAAGACAAUUUCAUAAUUGAUCCAAAAACUGGUGUGAUAAAGCCAAACAUUACUUUUGACAGGGAGCAGCAGAGUUCCUACACCUUUGUGGUGAAGGCAGUGGAUGGCGGUAGGCCGCAGAGCACCUCUUUUGCCAAGAUCACAAUAAACGUUGUGGAUGUAAAUGACAAUCGACCUGUGUUUGUCAUACCUUCGUCUAACUACUCCUACGACCUGGUCCAGUCUACUACCAGCCCUGGGUCUGUGGUGACAAGAGUCUUUGCCAUAGACAAUGACACUGGAAUGAAUGCAGAACUACAGUACAGCAUUAUUGGUGGGUCUCAAAGGGGUCUGUUUGCUAUAGAUAAAACAACUGGUAACAUCACGCUGCAGGAGAAGAUUGUUGCUGCUGAUCAAGGCUUGCACAGGCUGGUGGUACAGGUCAAAGACCUGGGACAGCCGGAGUCAUUGCAUGCCAUUGCCCUGGUUCACCUAUUUGUGAAUGAAACUGUGUCCAACGCUUCCUUCAUCCAAGAGCAGCUACGCCGGAGCAUGGAGACCCCGUUGGACCGCAAUGUGGGGGACACUGAGGUCACACCCCAGGCCAAUGGCUAUGUCAUCGUGGUCAUUGCCAUUAUUGCAGGGACAAUGACUGUCAUCCUGGUCAUUUUUGUGACCGCCCUGGUGCGCUGCCGCCAGACACCCAGGCACAAGGUGGUUCAGAAGGGUAAGCAAAGCGGUGAGUGGGUGUCGCCCAAUCAGGAAAACCGUCAGAUCAAAAAGAAGAAGAAGAAAAAGAAGAGGUCGCCCAAGAGUCUGCUGCUGAACUUUGUGACUAUCGAAGAAUCAAAGCCAGAUGACCCCACCCACGAGCACAUCAAUGGCACACUGGACCUCCCAGUGGAGCUGGAGGAGCAGACCAUGGGGAAGUACAACUGGGCCACCACUCCAUCCACCUUCAAACCUGACAGUCCAGAUUUGGCAAAGCACUACAAGUCUGCUUCUCCUCAGCCUACCUUCCAGAUUAAACCAGAGACCCCCGUCGCCCCCAAGAAGCACCAUGUCAUCCAGGAGCUCCCCUUGGACAAUACCUUUGUGGUGGGCUGUGACUCACUUUCCAAGUGCUCCUCCAGCAGCUCCGACCCCUACAGUGUAUCUGAGUGCAGCUGUCAAGGGGGCUUCAAGGCGCCUGGGCAAAUCCACACCCGACAGAAUCAGAGCCAGACCCCUGACAAGUCAUUCAGCUCAGUUCCGCCCACGUGUCCACAUAAGAUCAUGGUCGCGGUGGCAACAGGGCAAGCAGAGCAGCCCAGAUGUCCCUCUCCACAGCAACUUCUGCCAACUCAUCCCGGUGGAUCCCAAGGCGAUCCCAGGCCAGCCGGUGGAUCUAAUCCCUCCAGCGUGUCCGAGACGCAGCGGCGCGUGACCUUUCACCUCCCAGACGGCUCUCAGGAGAGCUGCAGUGACAGCGGCUUGGGCGACCCGGAGCCCAGUAGCAGCGCCAGCACCACCCAGCCUCUGCCCCUGGGCUUCACGCAGGAGGAGUACUAUGAGCAGACCUCUCCCAACAGUCGUACCGAAGGAGACGGGAACUCAGACCCCGAGUCCACCAUUGAAGUGAACCUGCAGAAAGCCCUAGCUGAAGCUUCAGAGACCUGCACUCAGGAAUGCCUGAUACUGGGCCACUCCGACAGCUGUUGGAUGCCUCCAGCAUUGACCCAGUUCCAGCCAUCCAGCAACACCACAGUGCCCACCUUCAGCUUCCAGCAGGCCUGGGCCCGCGGUGCCAAGCUGGAUGGGCGUCACACCCUCGGCAGGUCGGUGCCCAAAGACGAUCUCGACAAGGGAAGCAACCGGCCGCAGUUCUACAACACACUGGAGAGACACUGCGGGAAGAAGGAGGACCCUGUCAAGGUCAUUCCUCUGGCCAACUUCAACCCAUCUGCCCAGCAGACAACGGCGACUGGGAGCACUGCUGGCUUUGUCCAUGAGCAUCAGCUAUAAGAGCACACUUCUGGGAAGCUCGCCCCCUGCUGGAGUGUAUGACAAGUGUAAGACUUGUCAUUUGGUGUCUGUGCCAUGUACCAGGUAGCGGUGUAUGUGAGUGAAGGAAGAUUCAGAAAAGAAAAAGAAAAGCUUGCCAAUGUUCACAUCAAAGUAUAUUUAUGGCAAAUAUAAUGGCAGUAUCCAUGACUCUAAUAUCAAUGUUACCGAAUAGGAAAAAAGGCAGUGUUAUUUGAAGAAAAAAAAAAAAAAAAACUUGUGGUUUUGUCAUAUGCUUCGAAAUCAGUUUCUGUACAUAGAAGGUAGUUCUAAACCAAAGUAGCUCCUCAACUGAAGAACAAAAGAGAAGUCAUGAAUGUUUGGUAGGUAGUGGCUAAUAUAAAAAAGCUACAGAAAUAUUUAUUUGAAAUGAUAGUGAUGAUAUAUAUGGGAAGACUGUGUAUGUGACUUUAAAAUGCAAUUUGUUGUAGUGGGAGUUGGGGUGUUAUGGUUAUUCAGUUUAUUAACUUUCAUGUUGCAUUAUCUUUAAUUUUCACAGCUUGAGUAGUCACUACAAUUGAAAUUGAAGUGUUUUAAUUACAAAUGUUAGACUAAGGACAAAGCACCAUUGUGGUCAACCUCCAUGCCCUAGUUUUGAUCAUUUGAGAAGUUCUCAAACUUUGAAAUUGACUGGCUUAUUUUUUGACAUACAUUACCAGCUCUAAUGAUGGGGCAGGCUAGUUUCCUUAGAUCCUUGGCACGUUCAUUGCUUUCACACUUUUGACACCUCCACUCUUCUCCCCCUAUUAAGAACCUGCUCAUUUCCAACGUUAUCUCAUUAGCAUGGGAGUCAUGGAAGUCACAGGCAAAUGAACAAAAAAAGAGAACAAAAAAUAAAGCAAUUCUUUUGUUCCAAUUCUUUUCCACAUCAAGGUUUCCUUUUUAAAAAGGGGGAGGGGGGAGAGAAACAUACAAUUUAUGCAUCAUAAUAAGUGCUAUGGAGCCAAUUAUGAGAAUCUCCCCCUUGUAUAAUUACUUUGAUCUGUAAUCAACGGAACAGUCGUAGUUGUGGAAGACUGCACUUUGAGACUUUAAUUGGCUCAGAGUUUUUUUUUUUUUCUACCUUUGCUGCAUGCUCUGCUCCUCUCCGUAAUAGUGUUGAGUGAUAGUCACUGGCUCAGAAGCUACUGAAAGGACAUAGCCACUUCCCACAAUUAUUCAAAGAGUAAAAGAAGAGACACAUUACACUUAAGUCUUUAUCAUUUCUGUAAAUAUGCCAGAACACUGAAAUUUAGCUUUGAAUCCUGUUCUGUAUUUAACACCUUUUGUGAAAAAGAAAGUGAUGUUUAUUGCAUGACCCCAAUUAAGGGCCAACACAAGUAAUUUUUGGAACGCUGCACUGUUAUUAUUGAUCAAUCUCCAAAUAUCAUGAGAUAGAGGCCAGUUUCUGGAAAGCUGCUAUCAUAAAGGUAUGGUUUCCAACAUAUAUAUAUAUAUAUAUGUGGAUAUUGUAUUAAUAAAGGAAAGAUUCACAGUAACCAUGCAAAACAUUUGCCCAUGUGAAAUGACCACUGUAAACUCUUGUAAAUGGAAAUGUGUAACAUUAUUACGCAUGUAGCUUACUCUUGGAAUAUCUGACUUCUUCUGAAAGACAGGAUCCAGAAAGCAGUCAGUAGCACUUCACAGCUCUGAUACCAAUUUCUCUGUGCCUGCUGCUUUGUCCUUGUGCCUGUGUAAUAAGCUUUGUAAAAAGAUAUCUUAAAUUGUUACCCCUACGUAAGAACACAAAUCUGUUCAUUCGUACUUAGAAGUGACUCAUUGAAGGUUCUUUCUCACAUGAGAAAUUUAAGAAACAUAUAAUGCAACAUUAGAAAUGCUAUGUCCACAUCAAAUGUGCAGUACAAGAUUAAAAGUGAGCGAAAAUGAUCUUAAACAUCAUUACAUUUUUUUUUUCAUAUACUAAAAUAGCUAACGGAACCCCUAUGUUAUCACUCACAACAUCAGUUGCUUUUUAAAAUUGAUGUUCAGAAUCAGCAUCAGAAUUGUAACACUGCUCUGGAAUCAUUUAUCAUGUGCAAGUACAUGACAUUUUGCAUUGAGCACAUGUCACAAAAUUAAUAUGUGUAAUAAAAUAAAAAACGCAGGGCUUUGCAAAAACAGUUUCAGAGGGGACAGGCAAGUACAACUAUAAAUAAGUUUUUUUUGUUUUUGUUUCUCCCAACACUCUCACUUAAUUCCAGAUUAAGAAAAGGUGGACUCCACUGAUCCUAAUUCCAUUCAUCUGUACUGCCUUUUUUUUUUUUUUUUUUUACUAUUAUUUACAGUAAAAGUUUCAUCAUUUUUUAUUCAAAACUUAAAUUUCCAAUCGGGCCUAUUAUAUUGCUUCCCAUUUAACAACAAGAAAACAAAUAAACAAAUAUUAUUCAGUCAAUCAAACUAAUAUAUUCUAGUAUUUUGGAAUGUGAAGUGGUUCUUGUGAUACUCAAUACUCUCUUAAUGUAACAAAAAUGCAAAUCAAUAUACAUACAUUAAUUAAAUAGCUGGACUAUUAAUUAGCAAAGACAGGGCAAAUGUGUUACUAUUUUCCAGUUCUAUCAGUAAAAUUCAAGCAAAUUUGUGAACUGUAGCACACAGUGUUAGCACACAUCAGUGGUAAUGCUGCUUAGUAUGUUUUGCUGACAGUCAAGGUUUUUCAGGUCAGUGCUCCAAAUAAUGACUUUGUUAUAAAUUAGUCUAAGCACCAGUGAUGUAAUAUGCACCAUAAUAGUGUUAUGUAGAAACAGGGUGGACAUUUGCUUAUUGAAGCAGGAUGGUAGGUACAUUCAUGUCUAGUGAUAGUCACUCAACUGUCUUUAUAAUAGUUUAAAAUCUGGUUACUGCCUGUGGAUCGAAGUGGUUAAAUUGUUAAAUCUUUCUACCCUUUAAAAUCAUUAAUUCCGAAAAUGCAGACUAUGUUUUAAGUAUCCCCACAACUUAAAUUCACCAAUUGUGGCACCAGUUUGUGAAUGCAAACUAAAUGUUUCAGCUCAAUUAUCAAAAUUCAACUGAUCAAACAAAAAGUGUCUGGUUAUUGUGUAUUGUUAUUUAUCAGCAGUUUUAAAAUGAAAUACAAAUGCUAUCAAAUUCCGGCUGUAAAGAUUUUUUUCUCAAAUGACAGAUAUGAAAGAUGGGGAUUCCAGGCUGAUCCUGUGCAACAUUCUCAUUAAACUGUGGAUAAACAAACUGCAUAUGCGCAAGCAUACAUGAAAGUUAUUUUUAAGUCCGGCACUGUAACAGCAGACCUAUGCACAUUGCCAUAUGUACAGAAACAAUCACUGUCAUUUCACACAAAUUAUAUUUAGAUUUUAUUUUUUAGUCUGAUUCCUUUUCUCACAUAACUACUAUUUAGGUGCAGUUAUUGUAGUGAGUCAAUGAUGAACAAAUAUGUGCCAAAGGUUUAACUGAUGAACCAAAACAUGUCAGAAAAAAGAUAAGAUCUACAUGCAAUGAAAUUAUUUUUUUAUAAUACUAUCAUAUGCAUGGCCAUUUUUUCCCUUUUUGUCGUCUGAGAUUUUACUUAUCGAAUAAAGAAAGUUUUUUUUUUUCUUUAUGCAACUAUAUUUCAAAUGGUGUCACAGAUUGUAAAAGUUGGUUAAUACGAUUCAAAUGAGAUAAUUAGCUCUCCCACAUCCUCAUCUGCAUGUGCAACCAGCAAUAGCUAUAGCCUUUAAAAUUACUACUUACUCCCUUGAUGUUCCACGACAACUCAUUUUUCAUCACAUGGCUGUCACUUUAUUUUGUUGUAGUUAUAUUCCCUUGCAGGAAGGAAGGAAUGAUUGUUUUUGCAAACACUGUCUGAAUUGUAAACUUGUCUUGGGACUGAGGAAGUAUAUGUAUAUAUAUAUAUAUAUAUAUAUAUAUAUAUAUAUAUAUAUAUAUAUAUAUCAAGAACAGUAAGAAAUGAAAAAAGCAAAAAAAAAAAAAAUCUAUAAAAUCAGUUGCAUUUAUUUAAGAUAAAAUGUUAACAAAAUACAUGGUUAAAAAAGAAGACAAAACUGUAGCAUCAACCCCAGGGAACUUUAAAAAAAAUACUUUCCCGUUAAAAUGCUUACAUGUUUUAAUUUUUAAAUGAAUAAAUGACAAUCUAUGUUGUAAUAUUAAUACAUAUGCAUAUAUUAAUGUUUGUGUGCAUGUGCGUGUACACAUGUACACACAAA
Molecule: messenger RNA, 8804 nt
Organism: Anguilla rostrata (American eel)
Lineage: Eukaryota; Metazoa; Chordata; Actinopteri; Anguilliformes; Anguillidae
Gene: pcdh11
Product: protocadherin 11
Exons: 7
Coding region: 811-4629 (1272 amino acids)
Biological process (GO): homophilic cell-cell adhesion
Cellular component (GO): plasma membrane
Molecular function (GO): calcium ion binding
Source: RefSeq, a predicted model, not a curated record